Molecule: messenger RNA, 3687 nt
Organism: Epithele typhae
Lineage: Eukaryota; Fungi; Basidiomycota; Agaricomycetes; Polyporales; Epitheliaceae
Exons: 9
Coding region: 1-3687 (1228 amino acids)
Biological process (GO): nuclear division
Cellular component (GO): cytoplasm; nucleus
Molecular function (GO): mRNA binding
Source: RefSeq, a predicted model, not a curated record
AUGGCUCUCUCCGCUGCUGACCUCCAGAGGAGGCACGAACUCGAAGGUGCCCCGGACCCCUUCCCCAGCCUGGCAGACGACAUCCCCACCCGGCCCCGUGUCGCCCCGUCCAACGGUCGCGUCGACACCAGCUCCCAAGAGGCUUUUCCUUCGCUCGCCCCCGUCACACAGGUGGCGAAGCCUGUCUCUGCCGCCUGGGGCGCGAACGCCGGCCCGCGCAUCAAGCCUGCGGCCUCGAAGCUGCCCGUCUUCUCGGACUCGUUGGUGAUUUCGUCCAUCGACCUCUCCACCGCCGGCAGGGAUGGCAAGCCGACCUCGCUCGGUGAAAUCGCGAAGCAGGUCAUGGCGCAGUACAAGGUCAAGCUCGACUCCUCCACGAACGCCAAGUCGCGCCAGACUACGUUCUACCUCAAGGCCGAGAGCAAGAAAGAGCUGGACAAGGCGAAGCGCAGCCUCCUCGCGCACCUCAGCCCCAUUGUCACCUUGGUCUUGGACGCACCGGCGGCCACCAUCCCUAUGAUCAUCGGUCCCAAGGGUGUCACUCUCAAGCAGGUUCGCGACCAGACCAAUGUCAAGAUCGAUAUUCCCCGCCGUGAUACACUCGCUCCGACCAACGGCACAAACGGCACCUCGCACGACCCGUCUCGCACAGCAACUCCCCUUCCCGGCACCCCGUCCUUAGGGGAUGAAGAGGAGGAGCCCACGAUCCCAGUCACCAUCACCGGCCCGCAGCCCUUUGCGUAUGAAGCAAGGGACAUGCUCAACGGGAUCAUUGGCUCCAGGCACUCGGUCAAGCGUGUGCGUGAAAUCCCCGAGCACGUCCUACCGUUCCUCCUUCCGCGCCGCGCGACCAUCGAGGCCGCGGCCAACGGCGACGUCACUCUCCAGCUCAACGUUGCCGUGCGCGAGAUUACUGUCUCCGGUGAACGCGGGGCUGUUGGACGCGCCAUUGAGGCGAUCAAGUCUGCUGUCGACUACUUCACGGCCGAGACGAUCUCGCUCAAGCUGUCGCUUCCCAAGCGCCAACACCGUCUGCUCACCCCGAAGAACAUCGAGGACAUCAUGGCCACGUCUCGGUGCGCUGUCGUCCUGCCUUCGCCCGAGGACUCGAGCGAGGAGAUCAUUCUCUGGGCCAAGGCCGCCGACGUCGGCAACGGUCAGCUUUUGACGUACAUGGUGCGCGUGGAUUACGCCCAGACACUCGCCGAGAAGCACCCUGGCGUUCAGGUGUUCACCCCUCCUCUCUCCAUCCUGGACCGCGCGACAACGAUCAACGUUGAGAUCGUUGGUGACAAGCCCAGUGUGGACGCGGCAGUUAGCGAAACCUCGGCUCUUAUUGGCAAACUAUACGGCGCGACCAAGGACGUUCAGAUCGACUGGCUCCAUCACGAAAUCAUCAACUCACACAAGAACGCGAAAAAGAUCAAGGGCUUCCAUGAUGUCUACAACGUCUUGGUCUUCUUCCCUCCCGAGUCUGCCGAACAAUCCACGGUCCUCCUGGUUUACGAUCCCACCUCCCCCAAUGCCUCCCCUUCUCCGAUUGAAAAAUUGAAGAGUGUAGAGGACGUCGAGAAGGAGUUGCUCAAGAUGGCGCGCGAUGCUGCUGACGUCAAGAGUGAAAUCGUCGAGGUCGAGAAGAAGUGGCACGACGCCGUCGGCCGGGACCUCAACGCACUCAUGGGCGAGGACAACACGCUCUCUGUCAAGUACGGGUCCGCCGCCGGCCAAGCCACCGAUAGCUUCAUCCUCGUCCGUGGCAUCAGCGCGGACGUGGACCUUGCCGUCAAGCACAUCAAGAAGAUCGUCGAGGACGCGAAGAACGACGAGAUCGCGAGCUCACACUCGAUCGAGUUCGAAAUCGAGCGUGAGUAUGUCGGCCGGAUCGUCGGUGCCGGCGGUGCUGGGGUGAACAAGCUCCGCGACCAGCUCGGUGUCAAGAUCGACUUCUCGGACGAGGGCGAGGACAAGGAGUUCAAGGAGAGCGGGAAGCGGAAGAAGGGCGUUGUGGGCUCGCACCAGAAGUCUAAGGUCAAGAUCAUUGGCCGCAAGGAGAACGUCGAGGAGGCGAAGCACCGCAUCCAAGCACAGGCGGACCGCCUCGCGGACGAGACGUCCGAGACCCUCAAGAUUCCGCACCAGUACCAUUCGUCGCUCAUCGGCCAGAGCGGGAAGUACGUCAUCCGACUCGAGGACAAGUACAGCGUCAAGAUCACGUUCCCGCGUGAGUCUGCGGAGGGCGACAGUAGGACGCGCGAGCCUCUCAAGGCGGACGAGGUCCUCGUCAAGGGUGGCAGGAAGGGCGUGGCCGCUGCCAAGCAGGAACUCAUGGAUGCUGUGGAAUUCGAGAGGGAAACGAACAAUGUAGUCAAGUUCACUGUCCCCGCUCGCUCCGUCGCUCGUAUUCUCGGCAGGGCUGGUGCCACCAUCAACGAGAUCAAGGACACGUCCGGUGUCCAGAUCGAUGUCGACAAGCUGGCCGAUGACAAGGACAACGCUACGAUUACCGUCCGCGGCCCCAAAAAGGCCAUCAACGAGGCAAAAGUGGCCAUCCUCGCUAUUUCUGAGCAAGUGUCGGAGGAGACUACGGCGACCUUCGAUGUCCCUAGCAAGUUCCACCGCACGAUCAUUGGUGCCGGCGGACAAGGCCUUAAGGAUCUCAUCUCUCGUUGCGGCGGCCCCUCUGACUCCAAGGCUCAGGCGGGCUUGAUUCGCUUCCCGCGUCAGGGCGAGCCCUCCGACGAGGUUCGCCUGCGUGGUGAGCCCAAGCUCGUGGCGAAGCUCAAAGCGGAACUGGAAAAGAAGGUCGCCGAGCUGAAGGACCGCGUCGUGCUCGGAGUCGACAUCCCCGAGUCCCAGCACCGCGCUCUCAUCGGCCGCGGCGGUCAGCACCUCAACGACCUGCAAGAGCGCACAAAGGCCCAGAUUCAGUUCCCUGGCUCGCGCUCGUACAACCAGGUCGGCGAGCCCGAAAACACCGACGACCUGGCGGGUGUCGAUCCCACCAACCUGGUCAAGGUAUCUGGUCCUCGCGCUGCUUGCGAGAAGGCCAUUCAGGAGCUUAAGUCUUCUGUCAAGCCCCCUGCUCCGGAGGCUGUCACUGGAACGGUCACUGUCCCGCUCAAGUACCACUACGCCGUCUCGCAGCAGGGCAACCUCUUCCGCCAGCUCCGCUCCUCUGGCGUGCACGUCGAGCAGUCUGCAUCGCCGACCAAGCCCGCCGUGCCCCCGCAGCCCACGGCACCCGCGGGCGCCGCGACGGCGCGCAUCGACGACGCUGAUGUGGACGCUGGCGCGGCGGCUCAGGCGCAGUGGCAGGUCGUGUCCAACUACCAGGACGCGGAGGAGGGCGAUUCCGUCUGGACGCUCAAGGCGCGCGAACAGGCCGGGCUCGACCGCGCACUCAAGCUCAUCGCGGAGGGGCUCGCGCACGCGGAGAAGAUGACCCACGUCGGCUUCCUCACCCUGCCCGACCGUUCGAUGUUCCCGCGGAUUGUCGGCUCCAAGGGCUCGAACGUCGCCCGCCUCCGCAACGAGAGCGGUGCGGACAUCACUGUAAGCCACGAGGACAGCACGAUCGUCAUCGUUGGCUCGGAGACCGCGAUUAUCGCUGCGAAGGACGCAAUCCUCAAGAUGACGACCAACACCAACAGCCCCCGUCCUCCGCGCCGUGAACGACGGGAGGCGUAA